Molecule: messenger RNA, 1511 nt
Organism: Gryllus bimaculatus (two-spotted cricket)
Lineage: Eukaryota; Metazoa; Arthropoda; Insecta; Orthoptera; Gryllidae
Source: the annotation of a GenBank genome assembly
GACACUAGAAGCGCUAGUGGGAACUUGUUUCCAUAGGUUGCGUGGAAGAACGGGGAAGUGUCCUGUAUUGUCUCUAUAGUAUUUAUUUCAAUUCAGUCGUAGCAUUUCUCGUGACACGCUUUGGCGAGUAAAGUUCAUACCCAGAGUUGGCACGCCCUUUUCAGCCGCUUACAUAGCAGAGCCCUUCUGCCUCCACCCAACCGCUGUUGGAAUAUCAAGAAAAACUAGUCGAGUAAGUACUAUGGUCAUAUAAAUGUUGCCACUACGACAGAGUAAUUACCUCAUUACCGUCCUCUCGGUAGUUGAAUAGCGUGUUAGUACAGUAGUCGACAAAGAGGCUAGUGCACAAGGUCAAAAACUGGACACUGUUAACCAAGAGGUUAAUUUUUGAGUUGCUUGGAAGUUUUAGUGACGAUCAAAAGACCUGUAGUAUUUUUGUGUAAGGGAUAGUUCUGCCCCUAUUAUCACUAUUUCAUAAAAUUGAAAAUGUCCGCAACAUUGUUAUCAUCUUUGCCCUUUUGAAGAAUUGUAAGUCUCAUGCAAUCUAUUGACACCAUUCUUACUGAUUGCGAUGGUGUUUUAUGGCUUGAAAAUUUCGUUAUAGAUGGUUCUCCAGAAACAAUUGAUUUGUUACGAAAAAUGGGCAAAAAAGUAUAUUUUGUAACAAAUAACAGUACGAAAAAUAGAAAUGAAUUUCUUGGAAAGUUAGAAAAAAUGGGUUUCACUGCUUCACAGGAUGAGGCAUUAUGCACUUCUUACCUCACAGCAUGUUACUUCCAAGAAAUUGGUUUUAAAGGAAAAGCUUAUGUAAUUGGUGAAAAAGGACUUUGUGAAGAAUUGCAGAAAGUGGGAAUAACGCAUCCUGAAAUUGGGCCAGAUGUGGUUAAUACUGGGUUGGUAGACCUCGUGGGAGGUUUCAAAAAGGAUCCUGAAAUUAAAGCGGUUGUUAUUGGAUUUGAUUUACAUUACAAUUUUGUUAAAAUGCUAAAAGCAUGUAGCUAUCUGAAAGAUCCCAAUUGUAGUUUUAUUGCCACAAAUACUGAUGAGAGAUUUCCUAUGAACACUGAGAAUGUAGUGCCAGGAACAGGAUGCAUAGUAGCAGCAGUUGAAAAAUGUGCUGGUAGAAAUGCUGUCAAAAUUGGCAAACCAAAUGAUUUUUUACGCGAAGUGCUGAUCAAACAUCACAAUGUUGAUCCAAAAAGGACAUUGAUGAUAGGAGACAGAGGAAAUACUGAUAUUUUGUUAGGCACGCGAUGUGGCUUUAAAACUCUUUUGGUUUUAACUGGAGUUACAAGUCUUGAAGAAGUACACGAGUGGCAGAAAUCUGAUGACCCCGAAGUGCAAAAAUGGGUGCCGGAUUUUUAUCUUGAUAGAUUAAAAGAUCUGUCUGGUCUUCUCAACAAAUGUAUAUGUUCUACACCGGACAGCACUAGUAAAUCAUAGAAUUUCUAAAUUUAUUAUGGAAAUAUUUGUAAUGGUAUUUAAAUUUUAAAUAAAAUAGUUCAAUGUUA